Saccostrea cuccullata (small rock oyster) is the source of this 2308-nucleotide messenger RNA. RefSeq lists its product as uncharacterized. Lineage: Eukaryota; Metazoa; Mollusca; Bivalvia; Ostreida; Ostreidae. The record is from RefSeq and is a predicted model, not a curated record. The coding region runs from base 73 to 2127 and encodes 684 amino acids. The transcript is spliced from 2 exons.
AAACGAAAGCAGACAAUCUAAAUUUUCAUUUCCUGAUAACAUAGACCGCCAUUAGCAGAGACAUUUAUCAGAAUGGACCAUAUUACCCGCCUGUCAGAGGUUUUGUUUGUUGGUCUAUGUCGUAAAAUAGGGACACCGACAGAAGUGGCCAUCAGGAGGGACGUGUUGGACAUGUGGGAGAUGAUAGAAAAACCCGUAUCUAUGUAUAGAGAACUUUUAAGGUUGUGGAGUGGUAGUUAUGGAGAGGGAUUUAGGUUUACAUCAUCUGACUUAGAUGUAAUGCUCUGGCAUUGUAGGUCUAGACUAAUAACAGACAUCUCUCAGUCAAGGAACUAUGAUAUUUCAAAAGAUGAUAUCGUACUAAUGGAAGAUUUUGACACACCUCCAGGGUUUGUUAGACUACGCCCAUUGGCACUGAAACAGAACAAGAACAAACUCUCCUGUGUUGUUGUAUUUAAUGGUAGAGCUUAUAUAUCUAGUUUUCUAUGGAGAGAAAUGUUUUUCCAGUCAAUGGCAAAUGAUGAAUUUUUCCGACACAAGAAUAUCAGUACCCAUGGUCCAUGCACUAGUGGUUUCAUAAAUACUAUUGAAUUCGAUCAUGCCUUUUGUUUUGCAAGUAAAUAUUGGCCUAAACAGAUGAGAUCAUGGGUUGACAGAUGUCGAAGACAUACAUGGCCACCGGCACCUGUGUUGGAAAAAAUUCUAAGAAAAGGGUACCACUGUGUGCCUAUAGAAAGUAAAAUUGUUUCGACAUGUAACGAAUUAGAAUGGAGAUUAUCGUUUUCCCGAGCUGAACAACAACUAGUGUAUACUAUGAAUCAUACACAAUUUUUAUGUUACGGACUUCUGAAAAUAUUUCUAAAGGAAGUUAUCAAUUAUAGGAAGGAACCCUUGCUGUGUUCAUAUUACAUGAAGACCACUAUGUUCUGGAUGAUACAACAGGGUCACUUAAGAUGGUGUCCAAGGAAUUUACUAGACUGCUUUUGGAAGUGUUUUAAAUAUCUCAUACAUUGUAUUUAUCGAGGGGAUUUUCCUAAUUUUUUUGUUCCACAGAACAACAUGAUCAUAAACAGAAUUGUUGGCGACGCACUAAAAUUUCUUUUACAACAGCUUUAUCAAUAUUACAGAAUGGGCGUGUCCUGUCUACUCUUGAGUCCGACUCUCAGAACAAUACUAGAACCUGCUCUCUGUAGUCCGUCCUUUGUUUUGUCUACUGCUGACGGAGAAUUUAUUAGUAUUGCUGAUAAAGAUAUGUGUGUCAUGUCUGAAAUGUUUAAACUUAGUUUUCCUAAUCAACAUAUAGAGGAUUGUUAUCUCUACUUGAAAUCCAUUGAUGCACUAUCAAAAUGUUCAUUCUCCCCAUAUCAGUUACUCACAUUACAGUAUGGGACAUCUGAGGUACUUGUUCAUCUUGCAUUCACAAUAGCAAAUGCUCGUUCAACUUACACACAUAGAUAUGUUUACACCUUAGAUAGAAUAAGUUAUAACAUGAUAAAGUUAGCAGUUAGGUUAGGCCCUGUAUCUUCAUUAUUAUAUCUAGCAUUGUAUUACUAUAGAACAUCACUGUGUGAUAAAACACUACAUAUCAUCGAUCUAAGUAAACAAAGACUGCCGCAAGACUUUGUCAUAUAUCCUUCCAAUAUUGUCAAUAAACAGAGGUAUAAUGAAGUUGUGGGUAAUCUCCCUUUGUCUAGAAGGAUGAAAGUAGCUUCUGUGAAAGAUAUAUAUUUACACAACAAUAUUCAAUAUAUAGAAGAAUUGUGUUUAGAGCAAACUUUGAGUCUACAAAACGGAAAUAAUACGCUAAUGCUACCAUCACAUGUUAUGGUUAAGAUGUUGUCAAUAUUAUGUCACUUUAGACUAGGUAAUAGAUCCCAGUUUUUACAGUCACUGACAGACCUACAGGCACUGCUGCUCUAUGAUGAUGGGAAGUAUGUGCAUUUACAUUUAAGAGACAUAUCCUGGCAGAUACUAGGAAUCUGUCAGCAAGUUGUGGGAGACUUACACGGGGCUUUACGGUCUUAUCAAGAGUCGCUCAGACAGGUCCAAUUCCACAAAAUUCAAGAAGCUACAUUUAUAAGAAUUGAAAAUGUUAGAGAGCAAAUACAUAGAAAUAUACAAUCAUAGCCAAAUAGGAAUGUCUAGAUUCCUGGAGAUUUUCUUUGUGGGUCGAAAAAUAAGAACCAAAAGUUGAGAACACUAUUUUGUGAAAUAUCUAGAAAUAAUGUCACUUGUAUUAUCUGUUGUUUAAGAAUGGUCGUAUAAAUAAAAAAAUAUGAAGUUCUUUAACGUAAAUUUACAUUUCAAA